Anopheles maculipalpis is the source of this 505-nucleotide messenger RNA. Its product is annotated as 40S ribosomal protein S10-like. The record is from RefSeq and is a predicted model, not a curated record. Bases 11 to 505 code for a protein of 164 amino acids. Gene Ontology annotation, molecular function: RNA binding; structural constituent of ribosome. The transcript has a single exon. NCBI's taxonomy places the organism in Eukaryota, Metazoa, Arthropoda, Insecta, Diptera, Culicidae. Gene Ontology annotation, cellular component: cytosolic small ribosomal subunit.
CAACGAAAGGAUGUUUAUGCCGAAGGAACAUCGCCUCGCCAUUUACAAGCUGCUCUUCGCGGAAGGUGUAAUGGUGGCUGAAAAGCACCACGAUCGGAAGAAGAUGCACAGGGAGCUGAAGCUGAUCCCGAAUCUACACAUCAUCAAGACGAUGACGUCCCUCGUAUCGAAGCAGUACGUGAAGGAGUGCUACUGCUGGAACCACUACUACUGGACCCUAACCAACGAGGGCAUUAUUUAUCUGCGCGACUAUCUUCAUCUUGCGCCACAGUUGGUUCCCACGACCUUAAUCGCCCGUCCCCGUUUGGUUCCGAAUGCUGUGAGCUUUGAUCAGAAGGAUCGUGGUGUUGCGAGCGCACGUCCCGCCGAAGACCGUGGCGUCUAUCGUCGUCUGGAGCGUCCAGCAACGUCAAUAUGGAACAAGCGUGAUGAUGCGGGUGUCGGCUCGAAUGAUCUUGUGUUCCGCGGUGGAUUUGGGCGCGGAAACCGUAAUGACAACAAAUAG